Molecule: messenger RNA, 595 nt
Organism: Trichomycterus rosablanca
Lineage: Eukaryota; Metazoa; Chordata; Actinopteri; Siluriformes; Trichomycteridae
Product: cytochrome c oxidase subunit NDUFA4
Exons: 4
Coding region: 99-347 (82 amino acids)
Source: RefSeq, a predicted model, not a curated record
UUUCAGACUCAGAGCAGGUCGCGGGUGGAAUGGUCUACCUCUACCUUUUAAAUAAAUAAAAUCUAAUCAUUAAAAUCUUGUAAUAAUUUACAGACAGGAUGCUGAACGUUGUGGCUAAACAGCUCAGAAGUCACCCGGCUCUGAUCCCUCUGUUUGUGUUCAUCGGUGGUGGAGCCACCAUGUCCAUGAUGUAUCUUGCCCGCCUGGCCCUAAAGAACCCAGAAUGCUCAUGGGAUCGUACCAACAACCCCGAACCCUGGAACAAAAUGGGACCAAACGAGCAGUACAAGCUCUUCUCAGUAAACAUGGACUAUUCCAAGUUGAAGAAGGACAGACCAGACUUCUAAACGACUUCUAAACCAAUCUAUAUACUUGAAGUUCCUCAGAAACCAAUCUGUAUAAAAUGUGUGUAAAUUGUGGAAUCAUUCCAGCCACCCCUGUAUACAUCAAUGUUUACCAGAUGUUCUCAUAGGUAUAGGUACCAAGGAACCAGAUGUUGGACAUAAGAGAGACGGUUUGCUUUGAUGUGUUGAACCUUCACUACUGAAACAACGGUGCAUUAAAAUGUAUUAUACAUUAAAAACUUUUAAUCUCA